Rhagoletis pomonella (apple maggot) is the source of this 285-nucleotide messenger RNA. Its product is annotated as peritrophin-1-like. Gene Ontology annotation, cellular component: extracellular region. The transcript has 2 exons. The record is from RefSeq and is a predicted model, not a curated record. NCBI's taxonomy places the organism in Eukaryota, Metazoa, Arthropoda, Insecta, Diptera, Tephritidae. Bases 1 to 285 code for a protein of 94 amino acids. Gene Ontology annotation, molecular function: chitin binding.
AUGAAAUUUCGCGUAUUUCUCUUUGUGCUCGCUGCGCUAGUUGCAGCUGCCAGCAUCAAUGCCGCCAACAUAGCUGUAGAGGAGGGUAUCGUAUGUCCCCGAAACCAGUCCGACAAUUCUUUUGUGGUGCAAAUACCAUCGCCUAGCAACUGUGGCAUAUUCUACAAGUGCGAUCGCGGACAACCAAGAGUGAAUAAAUGUCCGGAGGGCUUGCAUUACAGCAAGCGUUUAAUGGCCUGUGAUUUCCCAUCUCGAGCCAAGUGCUCCUUAGAGCUGGCAGAGUAA